This is a messenger RNA of Oldenlandia corymbosa var. corymbosa, 2228 nucleotides long. The record is from the annotation of a GenBank genome assembly. NCBI's taxonomy places the organism in Eukaryota, Viridiplantae, Streptophyta, Magnoliopsida, Gentianales, Rubiaceae.
AAAACGCGACCUUUUUUGCUCGUAUAUUCGGCGGAUAUCGCGAGACGCGAGCACAAAUUGCUGCUGUCGUCAUCAAAGCGGCGCCAUAACUGAUUUUGGCGCCCAGAAUCAACCACCUCCACAAGAACUCAAUCCAACUACCUUAAUUACUCUGAACUUCAGCUCAUAAUCCCUCUCAGAUAACUCCGAAUCCGAAUCCGUAUCCGUAUCCGAUGGGCUUGGGAUUCCGUCUUAGAACGGCGCCGCCGUGUUCCUCCACCUUGUUCUGUCAGCGCAGGCCAAAACCCGCCACCACCACCACCAGAAUCCUAUGCUGCAUCAGCGGCCCGGCAGACUCCACGUCAUCACCCGCCACGCCAUCAUCUCACAGCCGGAGAUGGUACAACUACAACUCCGUCCGUAAGAAACCCAAUUCCUUGGACCCAAACGUUGACCGCCGUUGGGUUUCUGCAGACUUUAGUGACAGUUCUCUUCUUCUUUCUGAAGAGAGAUUGACGAUUGUGUCGUAUAAUAUUCUGGGGGAUAAAAACGCUUCAAAUCAUUGGGAUUUGUACAGAAAUGUGGCGUCAAUUUACCUGAGAUGGGACUACAGGAAAAGGGUUAUAUGCGAAGAGUUACUUGAUUUGAAGCCUGAUAUUAUUUGCUUACAGGAGGUGGACAAUUACAAUGAUCUUCAAGAAGUUUUACAGAACACUGGAUACCAAGGUUCCUAUAAGAGGCGUACUGGCACGUAUGUGGAUGGUUGUGCAAUGUUUUGGAAAGCUGAUAAGUUACAAUUAUUGGAGGAGGAGAGCAUUGAAUAUAAGCAAUAUGGACUACGUGAUAACGUCGCUCAACUUUCUGUUUUUAAGAUGUGCAAAGCUAAAUCAAGAACCAUAAUUGUUGGUAACAUUCAUGUGCUUUACAAUCCAAGGCGAGGAGAUAUUAAACUUGGCCAAAUUCGUCUUCUUUUAUCGAGGGCACACAUACUCUCCAAGAAAUGGGACAACGCGCCUGUGGUACUCGCUGGUGAUUAUAAUAGCACUCCCCAGGGUGCUAUUUACAAAUUCUUUAAAUUUUCUGAGUUGAACAUCAUGCUACAUGACAGGGGAGAGUUGUCUGGACAGAAAAAUUGCCGUCCAAGUCCAGCUCUUGGUGUGAGAAGACAAAAGAACUCUCUUUUUGCUUUGAUGGAUAGAUUCUUGAAUACUAGCUGGACAGCAGAAGAGAUUGGAACUGCCACUGGGGACGCCCAGAGCCGUAUACUUACCUCCCCUUUUAAACUCAACAGUUCCUACGCCAUGGUGAAGGAUCCUUCAGGAGAAACACGUGACUCCAACGGUGAACCUUUGGUCACUUCUUAUCACUCAAAAUUCUUCGGAACAGUGGAUUAUUUGUGGUAAAUUCAGCUAAUGCCGUUCAUGGAAGCCUUUUUCCGAGUUGAGAGUGCUAUUUUUUGGUGAAACCUCUUUUGGUCCUUUCUGCAGGUUCUCUGAUGGUAUAGUACCCACAAAAGUUCUGGAUACGUUACCGGUUGAUGUUCUCAAGAAGAUAGGUGGUCUCCCAAGCCAGGUAAAAUAUAUUUAUGGACAAGAUUUUACUGGUCUUGUUGUCUAAAUAAAUCAGAUAGAAUAGCUAUCUCAACCAAUAAUGUGCUGCUUUUAAGUUUGCAGUUUAGUUGUGGCUUGAAAGUUCAUAGUCCUGUCAUCGUGAAUAUAUCUGUCAGGGAAGACUCAUCUGUUAAUUCCAUUAGGGCUUCAGGACCUAUUAUUGUUUCUUAUGCCAUUUGUUUUUUUGGUACGAAUAUCAGAAACUAGGUAGCGAUCACUUGCCAUUGGUAUCAGAAUAUGCUUUCACUCAAGAUGCAAAAGAUGAAAAUGAGGCUGGGAAUGUUGCAAUCUCGUAAGCACUCAAGUUCUGCCCUGCUCUGUCAAUUGUCAGGCAAGGGUCAAGUAGGAAGACUUCAUCUAUGAUUCUGUUCAAAGAAGAAUUUGGUGCUAAUACUUCACAGGAAUGUAAAAAAAAGAACUUUGUUUCUAGUUCUGUACCUAUGUAAUGAACGAAAAUUUGUAUGUAUGCUGCGGUUUUUUCAAAUAGGCAUCAGAUAGAGAAAUGAUCCUACUUUAAGGUCUUUGAAUUUUGACCUUUAAAUUUAAAGCAAGUUGCUCCUCUGGAUACUAUUCCUUUUGUAAUGUAGUAACAAUCAAAUAUUUUACAAUUAUUAACAUUAUAAAUAAGGCCAGUUGGAG